This is a messenger RNA of Venustampulla echinocandica, 561 nucleotides long. RefSeq lists its product as uncharacterized. The record is from RefSeq and is a predicted model, not a curated record. Lineage: Eukaryota; Fungi; Ascomycota; Leotiomycetes; Helotiales; Pleuroascaceae. Bases 1 to 561 code for a protein of 186 amino acids. The transcript has a single exon.
AUGAAUCCAACUCCCCCAGACCGGGCAUUUGCCCUUCAGGAAUAUUUACUACUUCACUCCCAACACGACGCCUUACAGAAGCACCUCAGCCAAAUCUCGGCGUCGGUUCCAAACACAGCAGUCACUUCCGCUUCUAAUUCACCAACACGACAUGGAAGUACAUCAACGAUCGGCUCAGAUCAAUCGACUUCCGAAGAGGGCCUAUUACUAUCCCCUCCGAGCCGUAUCCCCUACCACCAACGCUGCCAUAGGAUGCACAGUGCACGACCUCAGCCAUACCAAAGGUCGGAAAGAAGGUCUUCCUUGCCAGCAAUCAUUGAUGAGAACACACUCGGGGAGAUUGCUGAGGACCAAUCGAAGAUACAAAAUGUGAACCAGCUGAUCAAGACUACCUUGACGGAGCUGCUCAACUGCGACGGCGUGAAGAAUAACGAUAGAUAUAGGAUGUGGGUACAGACAAAGCUGAUGGAUGCGGAGAAGGAAAUGAGAAUCCACAAGGGCCGAGCCUGUGAGAGAAGACAAAGUCUGGAGAGUGGCUUCACUCCUCACGCGCGACCAUAG